Orycteropus afer afer is the source of this 2121-nucleotide messenger RNA. It is a transcript of the gene SLC44A4, whose product is annotated as solute carrier family 44 member 4. Gene Ontology annotation, biological process: thiamine pyrophosphate transmembrane transport; choline transport. Gene Ontology annotation, cellular component: plasma membrane. The coding region runs from base 1 to 2121 and encodes 706 amino acids. The transcript is spliced from 21 exons. Gene Ontology annotation, molecular function: thiamine pyrophosphate transmembrane transporter activity. Lineage: Eukaryota; Metazoa; Chordata; Mammalia; Tubulidentata; Orycteropodidae. The record is from RefSeq and is a predicted model, not a curated record.
AUGGGGCAACGGGACGAGAAGGAGGCCCACGGGAAGCCAGUUAAAUAUGACCCCUCCUUCCGAGGCCCCAUCAAGGACAGGGGCUGCACAGAUGUCAUCUGCUGUGUCCUCUUCCUGGUCUUCAUUUUGGGUUACAUCGUAGUGGGGCUCGUGGCCUGGUUGUAUGGAGACCCCCGGCAAGUCCUCUACCCCAGGAACUCUACCGGCGCCUACUGUGGGAUGGGGGAAAACAAAGACAAACCCUAUCUACUGUACUUCAACAUCUUCAGCUGCAUCCUGACUACCAAUGUCAUCUCAGCUGCCACAAAUGGCCUGAAAUGUCCCACUCCCCAGACAUGUGUGUCCUCCUGCCCAGAGACCUCAUGGACCUUGGGUGUGAAGGAGCUCUCCCAGACAGUUGGAGAGGUCUUCUAUGCUGCAAAUAGGAACUUUUGUCUACCAGGAGUGCCCUGGGAUAUGAAAGUGCUUCAAAGCGUGCAGCAAGAGCUCUGCCCCAGUUUCCUCCUCCCCUCCAGUCCAGCUUUGGGGCGCUGUUUUCCAUGGUCCAACAGUACUCCGCCUGAACUCCCAGGGAUCACCGGCAACAUCUCCCAGGGGAUCAGUGGUCUUCUUGACAGCCUCAAUGCCCGUGACAUCAGCGUUAAGAUCUUUGAAGAUCUUGCCCAAUCCUGGUAUUGGAUUCUUAUUGCCCUCUGCAUAGCUCUGGUCUUAAGCAUGGUGUUUAUCCUGCUCCUGCGCUUGGUGGCCGGGCCUUUGGUGCUAGUGCUGAUCCUGGGGGUGCUGGCCGUGCUGGCAUAUGGCAUCUACCACUGCUGGGAGGAAUACCGGCUGCUGCGGGACAAGGGCGCCACCAUCUCCCAAUUGGGCUUCACCACCGACCUCAGCGCCUACCGUGGUGUACAGGAGACCUGGCUAGUUGCCCUGAUCGUGCUAGCAGUGCUUGAAGGCAUCCUGCUACUGAUGCUCAUCUUUCUGCGGCAGAGGAUUCGCAUCGCCAUCGCUCUCCUGAAGGAAGCCAGCAGGGCUGUGGGAUACAUGAUGUCCACCAUGUUCUACCCAUUGGUUACCUUCAUCUUCCUGCUCAUUUGCAUUGCCUACUGGGCCAUGACUGCCCUGUACCUGGCCACAUCAGGGCAACCCCAGUACGUCUUAUGGGCACCCAAUGCAAGCUUGCCCGGCUGUGAGAACGUGAUGAUGAAUGAGUCAUGUAACCCCAUGGAUCAGCAGGUGAAGUCAUGUCCAGGGCUGAUGUGCGUCUUCCAGGACUACACAUCCACAGGCCUGGUACAGCGUUCUCUCUUCAACCUGCAAAUCUAUGGAGUCCUGGGGCUCUUCUGGACUCUCAACUGGGUACUGGCCCUGGGCCAGUGUGUACUAGCUGGAGCCUUUGCCUCAUUCUACUGGGCUUUCCACAAGCCCCGGGACAUCCCCACCUUCCCCUUGAGUGCUGCCUUUAUCCGCACACUCCGUUACCACACUGGGUCGCUGGCCUUUGGAGCCCUCAUCUUGACCCUUGUGCAGAUGGCCCGGGUCAUUCUGGAAUACAUUGACCACAAGCUGAGAGGAGCCCAAAACCCUUUGGCACGCUGCAUCAUGUGUUGCUUUAAGUGCUGCCUUUGGUGUCUGGAGAAGUUUAUCAAGUUCCUGAACCGCAAUGCAUACAUCAUGAUCGCCAUCUAUGGGAAGAAUUUCUGUGUCUCAGCCAAAAACGCCUUCAUGCUGCUCAUGCGGAACAUCGUCAGGGUAGUCGUCCUGGAUAAAGUCACAGACCUGUUGCUGUUCUUUGGGAAGCUCCUGGUGGUUGGAGGCAUUGGGGUCCUGUCCUUCUUCUUCUUCUCUGGCCGCAUCCAGGGGCUGGGUAAGGACUUCGAGAAUCCCCAACUCAACUAUUACUGGCUGCCCAUCAUGAUCUCCAUCCUGGGGGCCUACGUCAUCACCACUGGCUUCUUCAGUGUUUUUGGCAUGUGUGUGGACACACUCUUCCUCUGUUUCUUGGAAGACCUGGAGCGGAACGACGGUUCUCUGGACCGACCUUACUACAUGUCCAAGGCUCUUCUUCAAAUUCUGGGCAAGAAAAAUGAGGCGCCCCCGGGAGACAAGAAGAAGAAGAAAAAGAAGUGA